AAAAUGGCGAAAAAAUUUUUUUCUCAAUUAUCCCACGAUCUAACGAAAUUACUUUCGGAUACGAAAUUUUGUGACGUAACCAUUGUAGUUGGUAAAGCUCCUGACACCAAAAAUUUCCGAGCCCAUUCAUCAAUUUUAUAUUAUCGAUCACCUUAUUUUCGACGAGAGUUAUCCGAUCCAAGUUUUAAUUGUGUGUCAAAAAAAUUCAAAUUUAAUAUUUCUGUUGAAGUUUUUGAAACUUUACUCACGUACAUCUAUAAUGGAACUAUAAUGUUGGAAGACAAAAGUGGACCUGAAAUUUUUCGAAUUCUGUUAGCCACUGAAAAGCUUGGCCUUUACGAACUUAUCACGUAUCUUCAACAAACCUUACUAGAUCAUCAUAUUGAUUGGUUAAAACGUCACAUCGAAACCGUAAAUCGUGCGAGUUUUCGAAACGAUCAUUUUCAAGUUCUUCAACAGUUUUGUACCACAAAUGACCCUGGAAAAGUAUUGAACAAUAUUAAUUUCGAUGCUAUUUCUGAAAAUGCUAUGAUAUCUUUACUUAAACGGGAUCAUUUUGGAACGGAUGAAGUUCUUAAAUGGGGAUUGGCACAGAGUCCAACGUUGUUAACUAUGGAUCCAACAAAAUGGACAGCCGAUGAUUUCAAAACUUUACGGGUAUCACUUCAACAAUUCCUUCCACUAAUUGGAUUUCAUGAAAUGACAAGUCAACAAUUCUUUGAAAAAGUGAGCCCAUUUAGUAAACUGUUUGAACCACGAAUUUAUGAAGAGUUAGUUCAAUACUUUAUGUUGUCAGAUGAAAACGUUUCGAAUAUGAAUAUACCUGACUUGUCACCUAAUAUAAAGCAUCCAUCUUUGAACUCAAUGGAAUAUCUUGGGCCAUCAUUCGGUUUUGAUGAUAUUACGAUCAAUGGUGAAAAUUACAGAGAAGAGAUGAAAUGUUAUUCAGGAAAUAAUAGUUAUGAAAGACCAAUUCGAUCUGAAGGAUACUUUUCAGUCGAUGAAUAUGAAAUUUUUCAGGUUUCUGAG
Molecule: messenger RNA, 1029 nt
Organism: Dentiscutata heterogama
Lineage: Eukaryota; Fungi; Glomeromycota; Glomeromycetes; Diversisporales; Gigasporaceae
Source: the annotation of a GenBank genome assembly